Molecule: messenger RNA, 6551 nt
Organism: Carassius gibelio (silver crucian carp)
Lineage: Eukaryota; Metazoa; Chordata; Actinopteri; Cypriniformes; Cyprinidae
Product: fibroin heavy chain-like
Exons: 2
Coding region: 262-6387 (2041 amino acids)
Cellular component (GO): extracellular region
Molecular function (GO): peptidase inhibitor activity
Source: RefSeq, a predicted model, not a curated record
UGAUGAUUUCAAUCCGGUGUGUUAAGUAAGGGUGUUCCAUGACUGGAAUUGAGAACCACUGACUUGGAAUGGAAUUCUUUCUUUAGAUAAAACUUGCCAUUCACCAACCCUGAUCAAAGCCGCCUACCUCAGAUUUUUCUAAUGAUCCCAAAGACAUUGACUGGCACUGAUUAACAUGCUCGGGUGUGUUUGACUAGGGUUGGAGCUAAACUCUGCAGGAAUGUGGAUCUCGAAGUCCAGAUUUAAGGAUCUCUGGUCUAUAUGCACAAACUAAAGCUGACUAUCUGUGUUCAUGCAGUGAAGCCAGGUCAAUGUCCCAUACCGGAGAUGAUCCCACUCUGUGCUGAUAGCUGUUUCAAUGAUGGCCAGUGUCCUGCCACACAGAAAUGUUGCCCAACCACCGGUGGCUUUGCAUGCAGUGAACCGCGUGGCCAGGGAAGAGGUCAGGCAACUUGCCAUGGAAACGGUUCUGGCCAGGGAAGCGGCUAUGGCCAGGGCGCGGGUCAGGGAAGCGGCUAUGGCCAGGGCGCGGGUCAGGGAAGCGGCUAUGGCCAGGGCGCGGGUCAGGGAAGCGGCUAUGGCCAGGGCGCGGGACAGGGCGCGGGUCAGGGAAGCGGCUAUGGCCAGGGCGCGGGACAGGGCGCAGGACAGGGAAGCGGCUAUGGCCAGGGUGCGGGACAGGGCGCAGGACAGGGAAGCGGCUAUGGCCAGGGCGCAGGUCAGGGAAGCGGCUUUGGCCAGGGUGCAGGACAGGGUGCUGGCCAGGGAAGCGGCUAUGGCCUGGGAAGCGGCUAUGGCCAGGGUGCAGGAGCUGGACAGGGAAGUGGCGCAGGAGUUGGACAGGGAAGCGGCUAUGGCCAGGGUGCUGGAGCAGGACAGGGAAGCGGCUAUGGCCAGGGCGCUGGAGCAGGACAGGGAAGCGGCUAUGGCCAGGGCGCUGGAGCAGGACAGGAAAGCGGCUAUGGCCAGGGCGCUGGAGCAGGACAGGGAAGCGGCUAUGGCCAGGGCGCUGGAGCUGGACAGGGAAGCGGCUAUGGCCAGGGCGCAGGAGCUGGACAGGGAAGCGGCUAUGGCCAGGGCGCAGGAGCUGGACAGGGAAGCGGCUAUGGCCAGGGCGCAGGAGCUGGACAGGGAAGCGGCUAUGGCCAGGGCGCAGGAGCUGGACAGGGAAGCGGCGCUGGAGCAGGACAGGGAAGCGGCGCUGGAGCAGGACAGGGAAGCGGCUAUGGCCAGGGCGCUGGAGCAGGACAGGGAAGCGGCUAUGGCCAGGGCGCAGGAGCAGGACAGGGAAGCGGCGCAGGAGCAGGACAGGGAAGCGGCGCAGGAGCAGGACAGGGAAGCGGCGCAGGAGCAGGACAGGGAAGCGGCGCAGGAGCAGGACAGGGAAGCGGCGCAGGAGCAGGACAGGGAAGCGGCGCUGGAGCAGGAGCAGGACAGGGAAGCGGUGCAGGAGCAGGACAGGGAAGCGGCUAUGGCCAGGGCGCUGGAGCAGGACAGGGAAGCGGCGCUGGAGCAGGACAGGGAAGCGGCGCUGGAGCAGGAGCAGGACAGGGAAGCGGCGCUGGAGCAGGAGCAGGACAGGGAAGCGGCGCUGGCCAGGGCGCUGGAGCAGGAGCAGGACAGGGAAGUGGCGCUGGAGCAGGAGCCGGACAGGGAAGUGGCGCUGGAGCAGGAGCCGGACAGGGAAGUGGCGCUGGAGCAGGAGCCGGACAGGGAAGUGGCGCUGGAGCAGGAGCAGGACAGGGAAGUGGCGCUGGAGCAGGAGCAGGACAGGGAAGCGGCGCUGGGGCAGGAGCCGGACAGGGAAGCGGCGCUGGGGCAGGAGCCGGACAGGGAAGCGGCGCUGGGGCAGGAGCCGGACAGGGAAGCGGCGCUGGCCAGGGUGCUGGAACAGGAGCAGGACAGGGAAGUGGCGCUGGAGCAGGAGCCGGACAGGGAAGUGGCGCUGGAGCAGGACAUGGAAGCGGCUAUGGCCAGGGCGCAGGAGCUGGACACGGAAGCGGCGCUGGAGCAGGAGCAGGACACGGAAGCGGCACUGGAGCAGGACAGGGAAGCGGUGCUGGCCAGGGAGCUGGAGCAGGACAGGGAAGCGGCGCUGGAGCAGGACAGGGAAGCGGCUAUGGCCAGGGCGCUGGAGCAGGACAGGGAAGCGGCGCUGGAGCAGGACAGGGAAGCGGCGCUGGAGCAGGACAGGGAAGCGGCGCUGGAGCAGGACAGGGAAGCGGCGCUGGAGCAGGACAGGGAAGCGGCUAUGGCCAGGGAGCUGGAGCAGGACAGGGCAGCGGCGCUGGAGCAGGACAGGGCAGCGGCGCUGGAGCAGGACAGGGCAGCGGCGCUGGAGCAGGACAGGGAAGCGGCGCUGGAGCAGGACAGGGAAGCGGCUAUGGCCAGGGCGCUGGAGCAGGACAGGGAAGCGGCGCUGGAGCAGGACAGGGAAGCGGCUAUGGCCAGGGCGCUGGAGCAGGACAGGGAAGCGGCGCUGGAGCAGGACAGGGAAGCGGCUAUGGCCAGGGCGCUGGAGCAGGACAGGGAAGCGGCGCUGGCCAGGGCGCUGGAGCAGGACAGGGAAGUGGCGCUGGAGCAGGACAGGGAAGCGGCUAUGGCCAGGGCGCUGGAGCAGGACAGGGAAGCGGCGCUGGAGCAGGACAGGGAAGCGGCUAUGGCCAGGGCGCUGGAGCAGGACAGGGAAGUGGCGCUGGAGCAGGACAGGGAAGCGGCUAUGGCCAGGGCGCUGGAGCAGGACAGGGAAGCGGCGCUGGAGCAGGACAGGGAAGCGGCGCUGGAGCAGGACAGGGAAGCGGCGCUGGAGCAGGACAGGGAAGCGGCGCUGGAGCAGGACAGGGAAGCGGCGCUGGAGCAGGACAGGGAAGCGGCGCUGGAGCAGGACAGGGAAGCGGCGCUGGAGCAGGACAGGGAAGCGGCCCUGGAGCAGGAGCAGGACAGGGAAGCGGCGCUGGAGCAGGACAGGGAAGCGGCGCUGGAGCAGGACAGGGAAGCGGCGCUGGAGCAGGACAGGGAAGCGGCGCUGGAGCAGGAGCAGGACAGGGAAGCGGCGCUGGCCAGGGCGCUGGAGCAGGAGCCGGACAGGGAAGUGGCGCUGGAGCAGGAGCAGGACAGGGAAGUGGCGCUGGAGCAGGAGCAGGACAGGGAAGCGGCGCUGGCCAGGGCGCUGGAGCAGGAGCCGGACAGGGAAGUGGCGCUGGAGCAGGAGCCGGACAGGGAAGUGGCGCUGGAGCAGGAGCAGGACAGGGAAGUGGCGCUGGAGCAGGAGCAGGACAGGGAAGUGGCGCUGGAGCAGGAGCAGGACAGGGAAGUGGCGCUGGAGCAGGAGCAGGACAGGGAAGUGGCGCUGGAGCAGGAGCCGGACAGGGAAGCGGCGCUGGGGCAGGAGCCGGACAGGGAAGCGGCGCUGGCCAGGGCUCUGGAGGCGGACAGGGAAGCGGCGCUGGGGCAGGAGCCGGACAGGGAAGCGGCGCUGGGGCAGGAGCCGGACAGGGAAGCGGCGCUGGGGCAGGAGCCGGACAGGGAAGCGGCGCUGGCCAGGGUGCUGGAACAGGAGCAGGACAGGGAAGUGGCGCUGGAGCAGGAGCCGGACAGGGAAGUGGCGCUGGAGCAGGACAUGGAAGCGGCUAUGGCCAGGGCGCAGGAGCUGGACACGGAAGCGGCGCUGGAGCAGGAGCAGGACACGGAAGCGGCACUGGAGCAGGACAGGGAAGCGGUGCUGGCCAGGGAGCUGGAGCAGGACAGGGAAGCGGCGCUGGAGCAGGACAGGGAAGCGGCUAUGGCCAGGGCGCUGGAGCAGGACAGGGAAGCGGCGCUGGAGCAGGACAGGGAAGCGGCGCUGGAGCAGGACAGGGAAGCGGCUAUGGCCAGGGAGCUGGAGCAGGACAGGGCAGCGGCGCUGGAGCAGGACAGGGCAGCGGCGCUGGAGCAGGACAGGGCAGCGGCGCUGGAGCAGGACAGGGCAGCGGCGCUGGAGCAGGACAGGGAAGCGGCGCUGGAGCAGGACAGGGAAGCGGCUAUGGCCAGGGCGCUGGAGCAGGACAGGGAAGCGGCGCUGGAGCAGGACAGGGAAGCGGCUAUGGCCAGGGCGCUGGAGCAGGACAGGGAAGCGGCGCUGGAGCAGGACAGGGAAGCGGCUAUGGCCAGGGCGCUGGAGCAGGACAGGGAAGCGGCGCUGGCCAGGGCGCUGGAGCAGGACAGGGAAGUGGCGCUGGAGCAGGACAGGGAAGCGGCUAUGGCCAGGGCGCUGGAGCAGGACAGGGAAGCGGCGCUGGAGCAGGACAGGGAAGCGGCUAUGGCCAGGGCGCUGGAGCAGGACAGGGAAGUGGCGCUGGAGCAGGACAGGGAAGCGGCUAUGGCCAGGGCGCUGGAGCAGGACAGGGAAGCGGCGCUGGAGCAGGACAGGGAAGCGGCUAUGGCCAGGGCGCUGGAGCAGGACAGGGAAGCGGCGCUGGAGCAGGACAGGGAAGCGGCGCUGGAGCAGGACAGGGAAGCGGCGCUGGAGCAGGACAGGGAAGCGGCGCUGGAGCAGGACAGGGAAGCGGCGCUGGAGCAGGACAGGGAAGCGGCGCUGGAGCUGGACAGGGAUGCGGCGCUGGAGCAGGACAGGGAAGCGGCUAUGGCCAGGGCGCUGGAGCAGGACAGGGAAGCGGCGCUGGAGCAGGACAGGGAAGCGGCUAUGGCCAGGGCGCUGGAGCAGGACAGGGAAGCGGCGCUGGCCAGGGCGCUGGAGCAGGACAGGGAAGUGGCGCUGGAGCAGGACAGGGAAGCGGCUAUGGCCAGGGCGCUGGAGCAGGACAGGGAAGCGGCGCUGGAGCAGGACAGGGAAGCGGCUAUGGCCAGGGCGCUGGAGCAGGACAGGGAAGCGGCUAUGGCCAGGGCGCUGGAGCAGGACAGGGAAGCGGCGCUGGAGCAGGACAAGGAAGCGGCUAUGGCCAGGGCGCUGGAGCAGGACAGGGAAGCGGCGCUGGAGCAGGACAGGGAAGCGGCGCUGGAGCAGGACAGGGAAGCGGCUAUGGCCAGGGAGCUGGAGCAGGACAGGGCAGCGGCGCUGGAGCAGGACAGGGCAGCGGCGCUGGAGCAGGACAGGGCAGCGGCGCUGGAGCAGGACAGGGAAGCGGCGCUGGAGCAGGACAGGGAAGCGGCUAUGGCCAGGGCGCUGGAGCAGGACAGGGAAGCGGCGCUGGAGCAGGACAGGGAAGCGGCUAUGGCCAGGGCGCUGGAGCAGGACAGGGAAGCGGCGCUGGAGCAGGACAGGGAAGCGGCUAUGGCCAGGGCGCUGGAGCAGGACAGGGAAGCGGCGCUGGCCAGGGCGCUGGAGCAGGACAGGGAAGUGGCGCUGGAGCAGGACAGGGAAGCGGCUAUGGCCAGGGCGCUGGAGCAGGACAGGGAAGCGGCGCUGGAGCAGGACAGGGAAGCGGCUAUGGCCAGGGCGCUGGAGCAGGACAGGGAAGUGGCGCUGGAGCAGGACAGGGAAGCGGCUAUGGCCAGGGCGCUGGAGCAGGACAGGGAAGCGGCGCUGGAGCAGGACAGGGAAGCGGCUAUGGCCAGGGCGCUGGAGCAGGACAGGGAAGCGGCGCUGGAGCAGGACAGGGAAGCGGCGCUGGAGCAGGACAGGGAAGCGGCGCUGGAGCAGGACAGGGAAGCGGCGCUGGAGCAGGACAGGGAAGCGGCGCUGGAGCAGGACAGGGAAGCGGCGCUGGAGCUGGACAGGGAUGCGGCGCUGGAGCAGGACAGGGAAGCGGCUAUGGCCAGGGCGCUGGAGCAGGACAGGGAAGCGGCGCUGGAGCAGGACAGGGAAGCGGCUAUGGCCAGGGCGCUGGAGCAGGACAGGGAAGCGGCGCUGGAGCAGGACAGGGAAGCGGCGCUGGAGCAGGACAGGGAAGCGGCGCUGGAGCAGGACAGGGAAGCGGCGCUGGAGCAGGACAGGGAAGCGGCGCUGGAGCAGGACAGGGAAGCGGCGCUGGAGCUGGACAGGGAAGCGGCUAUGGCCAGGGCGCUGGAGCAGGACAGGGAAGCGGCGCUGGAGCAGGACAGGGAAGCGGCUAUGGCCAGGGCGCUGGAGCAGGACAGGGAAGCGGCGCUGGCCAGGGCGCUGGAGCAGGACAGGGAAGUGGCGCUGGAGCAGGACAGGGAAGCGGCUAUGGCCAGGGCGCUGGAGCAGGACAGGGAAGCGGCGCUGGAGCAGGACAGGGAAGCGGCUAUGGCCAGGGCGCUGGAGCAGGACAGGGAAGCGGCUAUGGCCAGGGCGCUGGAGCAGGACAGGGAAGCGGCGCUGGAGCAGGACAAGGAAGCGGCUAUGGCCAGGGCGCUGGAGCAGGAGCAGGACAGGGAAGUGGUCAAGGGAAGUGUCGGGGAUGUGGCAAAGGUCAAUGUCGCCUUUAGGGACAUGUUCAUGGGAAUUUUGCAUAAUACUUUCUGGGGGUCUUUUCCAAUGCUUUUGUUCAGAUGUCAUGUUUUCCCUGUUUGCUCAAACUGUUUAGAAAGAUUUUCUGACUCUCUCUACCACUACUAUCACCUCAAAUAAAUAAAAAAUUGCUUGAUUUGAA